GGGCUGGGCCAACGAGUUGUGUUCCCAACCUUCGACCAGCAACAUCCUGUAAGCAUCCUGCAAAACGCCACUGAAACACCAUGAAGACUCUGAUCGUGUUUGCGCUGAUCGCCAUCGUGGCCGUGGCCGCCAACCAGAACGCCAAGACGCUCCGGUACGAGAACGUGCAGGACGGUGAUGCAAGCUACAAGUUCGCGUUCGAGUCUGACGAUGGCAUUUCGCGCCAGGAACAGGGUGAGCUGAAGACGGAAGAGGAGGGCAUGAACGUUCAGGGCAACUUCAAGUUCGUCGCCGACGAUGGUCAGGAGUAUGUGGUGCAGUAUGUCGCCGACAGCCAGGGCUUCCAUCCCGAGGGUGACCACAUCCCGAAGGAGUACGUCGAGAAUGUGCCCAGCCUGUAAGGAACCGGGGCGUGGCUACUAGCGGAGUUAAGAGUUUGUUUUUGCGUGAUAAAAGCUGUUUCGACCACAAAUAGAGAUGUCCUGUUGUUCUGUUUUUGAGGGCAACGGAAGCUAAA
Molecule: messenger RNA, 517 nt
Organism: Anopheles stephensi (Asian malaria mosquito)
Lineage: Eukaryota; Metazoa; Arthropoda; Insecta; Diptera; Culicidae
Product: larval cuticle protein 65Ag1-like
Exons: 2
Coding region: 81-401 (106 amino acids)
Cellular component (GO): chitin-based extracellular matrix
Molecular function (GO): structural constituent of chitin-based larval cuticle
Source: RefSeq, a predicted model, not a curated record